Vicugna pacos (alpaca) is the source of this 2693-nucleotide messenger RNA. Lineage: Eukaryota; Metazoa; Chordata; Mammalia; Artiodactyla; Camelidae. The record is from RefSeq and is a predicted model, not a curated record.
GCUCCAGCAAGCUGGAUGACCUCUCACAAACACGGUCUCUCUGUUGGCACAGGUGAGCAGACGACCUUCCAGCUGCAGGUUCGUCAGGUGGAGGAUUAUCCUGUGGACCUGUACUACCUGAUGGACCUCUCUCUGUCCAUGAAGGAUGACUUGGACAACAUCCGCAGCCUGGGCACCAAGCUGGCCGAGGAGAUGAGGAAGCUCACCAGCAACUUCCGACUGGGGUUCGGGUCUUUUGUAGACAAGAACAUCUCUCCUUUCUCUUACACAGCACCGAGGUACCAGACCAACCCCUGCAUUGGUUACAAGUUAUUCCCCAACUGUGUCCCCUCCUUUGGGUUCCGCCAUCUGCUGCCUCUCACAGACAGAGUCGACAGUUUCAAUGAGGAAGUUCGGAAACAGAGGGUGUCCCGGAACCGCGAUGCCCCGGAGGGCGGCUUUGAUGCGGUGCUCCAGGCGGCCGUCUGCAAGGAGAAGAUCGGCUGGCGAAAGGAUGCGCUGCACUUGCUGGUGUUCACAACGGAUGAUGUGCCCCACAUUGCGCUGGAUGGAAAACUGGGGGGCCUGGUGCAGCCGCACGAUGGCCAGUGCCACCUGAAUGAGGCCAACGAGUACUCUGCGUCCAACCAGAUGGACUAUCCAUCGCUUGCCUUGCUUGGAGAGAAAUUGGCAGAGAACAACAUCAACCUCAUCUUUGCAGUGACAAAAAACCAUUAUAUGCUCUACAAGAAUUUUACAGCCCUGAUACCUGGAACAACAGUGGAGAUUUUACAUGGAGACUCCAAAAAUAUUAUUCAACUGAUCAUCAAUGCAUACAAUAGCAUCCGGUCUAAAGUGGAGCUGUCCGUCUGGGAUCAGCCUGAGGAUCUUAAUCUCUUCUUCACUGCUACCUGCCAGGAUGGCGUCUCCUACCCUGGUCAGAGGAAGUGUGAAGGCCUAAAGAUUGGGGACACGGCGUCCUUCGAGGUGUCGGUGGAGGCCCGGAGCUGCCCGGGCAAACACACGCAGCACACGUUCACCCUGCGGCCCGUGGGAUUCCGGGACAGCCUGGAGGUGGGGGUCACCUACAACUGCAGGUGCAGCUGCAGCGAGGUGCUGGAGCCCGACAGCGCCAGGUGCAGCGGGAACGGGACUUACGUCUGCGGCCUGUGUGAGUGCAACCCCAGCUACUUGGGCACCAGGUGCGAGUGCCAGGAAGGGGAGAGCCAGAGCGGGUACCAGAACCUGUGCCGCGAAGCGGAGGGCAAGCCCCUGUGCAGCGGGCGUGGGCAGUGCAGCUGCAACCAGUGCUCCUGCUUUGAGAGCGAGUUCGGCAAGAUCUACGGGCCCUUCUGUGAGUGCGACAACUUCUCCUGUGCCAGGAACAAAGGCAUCCUCUGCUCAGGCCACGGCGAGUGUCACUGUGGAGAAUGCAAGUGCCACGCAGGCUACAUCGGGGACAACUGUAACUGCUCGACAGACAUCAGCACGUGCCAGGCCAGGGAUGGCCAGAUCUGCAGUGACCGUGGGCACUGCGUCUGCGGGCAGUGCCAGUGCACUGAGCCAGGAGCCUUCGGGGAGACGUGUGAGAAGUGCCCGACCUGCCCCGAUGCUUGCAGCACCAAGAGAGAUUGUGUGGAAUGCUUGCUGCUUCACUCAGGGAGCUCAGCUGACAACCAGACUUGCCAAAACCUGUGCAAGGAUGAGGUGAUCACGCGGGUGGACACCAUCGUGAAAGAUGACCAGGAGGCUGUGCUCUGUUUCUACAAAACUGCCAAGGAUUGUGUGAUGAUGUUCACCUACACAGAGCUCCCCAGUGGGAAGUCCAACCUGACGGUCCUCAGGGAGCCAGAGUGUGGAACUGCCCCCAAUGCCAUGACCAUCCUCCUGGUUGUGGUUGGCAGCAUCCUCCUGGUUGGGAUUGCGCUCCUGGCCAUCUGGAAGCUGCUCGUCACCAUCCACGACCGGAGAGAGUUUGCAAAGUUCCAGAGCGAGCGAUCCCGGGCCCGCUACGAAAUGGCCUCGAACCCUCUGUACAGGAAGCCCAUCUCCACACACACCGUGGACUUCACCUUCAACAAGUUCAACAAGUCCUACAACGGCACAGUGGACUGACGGUGCCUCCUCCUCAGAGGGCCGGAGGGGCACGUGCUCAGGUUAGAGGCGGACAUGCUGGGACAGCUGCUCGGCCUGCUCACGGCUCCCUGCAUGGCCAAGCGCGGUGACCUUCCAGUGGGCCUGGCCGAGGAGCCCGCGGCUGCACAGCAAAGCGCCCGGCCGCGCCACCUGGCCACCCCUCCGAGCCCGGCGCCGGCCAGGGACUUUGGCGCUCUCGACUUUCCUCACCACAUCUGGCUCGUGGUCUCAGUGAACUGCUGAGACACUGGGCUGCCUCUCCCUCCAGCCUGGCCAGAGGGGAAGGCUCUUGCGAGCGUCAGUGUAAAACACCGACAGACACAGUCUUGGCUUUUCUCGUGUUGAUCAUUUUUAUAUGAAAUAAAAAGAUCGUGCAUUUAUGGUAUAGUCCUGAUUCCUGAGAAUUACCUUCCUGGUGUCUGCCUCGCACGUGGGCGUUGGUGAUGGGAUUAUUGAGACGCCGGUUGAAGGCACAUAGUUUGCAAAUGUCAGCUUUCUUCUGUCCAUGUUUGUUUAGUACUUUUGUAAUGAAAAGGAAAGAUUGUUUGGUAAUGAAAGUAAAGACUAAAACCAAAAGA